GGUAAACCCUCCAGUCUGUGUAGAGCCAAGCAACAGGCAGGAUGUACCCAGACAGAGAAAAGGAGGAACAAGGGCAGGAGGCGGGGUUAGUUAGAUGUUCAUCACUCCCCACUACACCCCCUCUACUUAGUGAUCCUAGGAUAUGUAUUACAGUUGCUCCCUUUACAGGAGGACCUUUCGAAGUUAGUGUAAAUAAAGGUGAUUCGGUGGAAGAGCUAAAACGAGUGAUUGCUAGGAGACUCAAGGUGUCCAAGGAGAGAAUUUACCUCCUUUAUAGAGAAAGUGAGCUUGUGGAUGGGAGUAUAUGUCAGAAUCUACUAGUAGAUGGAAGCACUGUAACCCUUCUACCUAGAGCUGAAACAGGACUUAUUGUGAAUGACUUCCUUUCCGGUUCAGCACCUUUGAAUUUGACAAUGAGGCUUGGUGAUCAUAUGAUGUUAAUUCAGCUCCAGCUCUCAACGGUAAAUCAAGUUUCAUCAUCGAGACGUAAAUCCUCAUCCAUUCAGAUAUCCUCUUCUAGUCCUCAAUCAUCCUCGUCGUCUAGAAGCUCAUCUUCACACUCAUCCUCCUCUUCUACACACUCCGCCUCAUCCUCUCAAACAGCCUCCUCCCACUCUUCCUCCUCCUCCUCCCCUUAUUCUAUCUUCUCCUCCUCUUCGAGUAAAUCCACCAGUACACCGUCUUACACUCCCUCCGCUACACACACACACGCCGCCAAUCACACUCCCUCCACAACACACACAUCCUCUGCUCCACGCACACCCUCCGCCUCACACACACCAUCCUCCCAGAAGGUCCGUAUACCUCUUCUCAGUCCCGGAGGCCUUUACUACAGCCCUGAAUCCCUCCCUUCAUCCUCCUCCGCCAUGGGACCUCCGCCACCCAGACAAUCCUCCCGGUCUGCGGCAGCUCCCAGCUACGAGCCUCCAUCCAAGAAACCAAAGCUUGAUACUCGAGCACUGGCGGAGGCGAGUAAGAAUCUAACCCAGACCUUGAAACAACUCUCCUCCGAAGUAAUGACGACAAAACCGGAGCAUAGACCUACUCCCGUCCCACCAACUAAACCAAAGAAAGAGGAAAAGAGUAGCAGGAAGAGACGAGCAGGAACAGAUAGCAGAGGCGCGAUUAUAGAAUCGAUGCAUCAUCACGGGAAAGGAGUCUAUUCUGGAACAUUCUCAGGAACCCUUAACCCUGCGCUUCAGGACGCGAACGGUCAACCCAAGCGCGACAUUACAACCAUUGUGCACAUUCUUAAUGAUUUACUGUGCGCGCAAUACAAGGCUUACAGCUCUGGUAGCAGAUCUAGUAGACAUAGAGAGAAAACCUCUACACAGACUUCUGAUCCUAAACAACCGUUUGACUCUACCCCCGACCCCAGUGAGCGCGAAGUGCUGGAGCAGCAGUUAAAUAUUACACGUAGUAAAAUGGAAACUCUCAAGAAGAUUAUGGAAGAGCGGAGAGCUAAACGUGAGGCUCGGAAGCAGGCUCAGGCCCGCCCCUACAGCACUGCAUGGUCCGUCAAGUCUGAAAGUAAACCUGUCGACGGAGAGGAAUCAGAGAAUUUUAUCUCCGUUGAACCUGAACCAGUAACAGUGCUCUAGGAGGCGUAACACGUGAUUGCUCCGAGACCCGGAAAGAAUCUUCCUGCUCCGGGAUUAGUUGGUAAACUCUAAAAUCUGGAGACAGGAGCCAAAACCUAAAUGUUAUCCGCCUUUGUGACUAAAUACAAGCUUGAGUUAAAUCUUAUUUAUAAGACUUAUGGUUCAAAGUAGGAUUAAAGAUACUCCAGUGUUAGAUGCGUUAACCUUCUAAAGCUAGUUUCAUCCAGCAUGCAAAGGUUUUCUAUGCAGUAUGGAGUGCAUUGAACCAUGUGCUGCGGUCUUAGAAUUCAACUCAGAGAUUCUGAGACUAAAAUGUUUUACAGCAAGGUUUCGAACCAGACUUGGGAGCAACGAACUCAGUGCUUUGGGAUUUAAGUCAUCGUAAACCCGAAGCAAAGUUCUUUGCUUUGCCUUGUGUUUUAAAUACUUACUGGAGCAUAAAUCUACAUCGGAACAUUAGCCUCUCUUGCUUCGAAGCAUCGGGUCUUAGAAGCAUUGAACCCCACCGCUAGAAAUCCUCUAGAAUAUUACAGACUGAUAAAAAUCCUUAAACUAGACUUGGAAAGUUAAUGAUAAUUCUGAGUUUGUUUAAACCCCAGCUAGCCUGUUACCUACCUAAAAUACUGUUAAGUUAUAUAAAAUCUAGGUUAAAAUAUAGGUCUGUGAUAGCUGAGUUAAACACUCUGCUUGUAUUGCCCCCCGCAAUACUUAAAUUCAUACAGUUCUUUGAGAAGCACGGCCACCAAAGCGGCCGGUUGGCCUUUGUCGGAACAUUUUCGUCCAUGAUCGACGAUUUUUUAUGCUUUGACUGCUGCUACAGGCUUCUU
This is a messenger RNA of Eurytemora carolleeae, 2428 nucleotides long. RefSeq names its product midnolin homolog. The record is from RefSeq and is a predicted model, not a curated record. Gene Ontology annotation, molecular function: protein binding. Gene Ontology annotation, cellular component: nucleus. Bases 42 to 1601 code for a protein of 519 amino acids. Lineage: Eukaryota; Metazoa; Arthropoda; Copepoda; Calanoida; Temoridae. The transcript has 5 exons.